This is a messenger RNA of Andrographis paniculata, 3223 nucleotides long. RefSeq names its product nuclear cap-binding protein subunit 1. NCBI's taxonomy places the organism in Eukaryota, Viridiplantae, Streptophyta, Magnoliopsida, Lamiales, Acanthaceae. Gene Ontology annotation, molecular function: protein binding; mRNA binding; RNA cap binding. Gene Ontology annotation, biological process: nuclear-transcribed mRNA catabolic process, nonsense-mediated decay; mRNA export from nucleus. Gene Ontology annotation, cellular component: nucleus; nuclear cap binding complex. Bases 126 to 2801 code for a protein of 891 amino acids. The record is from RefSeq and is a predicted model, not a curated record. The transcript has 20 exons.
AGGUAAGUGGAAGACAAUAGCUUGUGUCAUUCGAUGCCGCGCCUCUUCGCCACCAUAAAUUUUGCUUAAACCCUUCGCCGUCGCUCUCCUGCCCUUUUCCUGAGAUUUCAGCUUCCACCGCCGGAAUGUCUAGCUGGAGGAGUCUGGUGCUUCGUCUCGGAGAAAAAUGCUCCGAGUACGGCGGAAAUGCUGACUACAAGGACCAAUUGGAGACUUGCUUUGGUGUGGUUCGUCGAGAAUUGGGGCAUGACAGUGAUGAAAUCUCUUCUUUCCUUCUUGAAUGUGCUGAACAGUUGCCUCAUAAAAUUCCUUUGUAUGGAACACUGAUUGGCUUAUUAAAUCUGGAAGAUGAAGAUUUUGUCAGGAAAAUUGUUGAAAUUACACAUGAUAAUUUGCAGGUUGCUUUAGAUAAAGGAAAAUGUAAUACAAUCCGCAUACUUCUGCGUUUCCUUACUGCAUUGAUGUGCAGCAAAGUUCUCCAACCAAAUUCCUUGGUAGUUUUGUUUGAAACACUCUUAUCAUCAGCUGCAACCGCAGUGGAUGAAGAUAAGGGAAAUCCAUCCUGGCAAGCUUGUGCUGACUAUUAUAUUGUAUGUGUUUUAUCAUGCCUCCCUUGGGGAGGAGCAGAACUUGUUGAGCAAGUUCCUGAGGAGAUUGAUAGGGUUAUGGUGGGAAUUCAAGCCUACAUGAGUAUUAGAAAACAUGUUUCUGAUUCUGGCUGCUCUGUGUUUGAGAAUGUUUAUGAAAGUGAUCAAGGUGAAGCUGGAAAGGAUUUCUUGGAGGAUCUCUGGAGCAGGGUUCAAGAUCUUUCCAGCAAGGCAUGGAAACUGGAUAGUGUUCCCAGACCACACCUUCCAUUUGAACCACAGUUGGUUGGUGGAAAGUCUCAUGAUUUUGGUCCCAUAAACUGCCCUGACCUUCCUGAUCCUCCUGCACCAUCAUCGGAAGUUGCACGUGGUAAACAAAGGCAUGAAGCUGAACAGAAAUAUCCUCAGCGUAUCAGAAGACUUAAUAUUUUCCCUUCGAGUAAGACCGAGCAUUUGCAGCCAAUAGAUCGGUUCGUUGUGGAAGAGUAUUUGCUGGACGUGCUAUUUUUCUUAAAUGGAUGCCGGAAGGAAUGUGCCUCUUAUAUGGUUGGCUUGCCAGUUCCAUUUCGAUACGAGUACCUUAUGGCUGAGACCAUAUUUUCUCAGAUUCUCUUACUACCCCAAUCUCCUUUCAAGCUGAUGUAUUACACAUUAGUGAUUAUGGAUCUCUGCAAGGCUCUUCCUGGUGCCUUUCCAGCAGUUGUAGCUGGUGCAGUUCGUUCACUGUUUGAUAAGAUUAGUGAUUUAGACAUGGAGUGCCGUUCUCGUCUUAUCCUUUGGUUCUCACAUCAUCUAUCAAACUUUCAAUUCAUUUGGCCAUGGGAAGAAUGGGCUCAUGUCUUAGAUCUUCCAAAAUGGGCACCACAACGUGUGUUUGUUCAGGAGGUUCUGGAAAGGGAAGUGCGGUUAUCAUAUUGGGACAAAGUUAAACAGAGCAUUGACAGUGCCCCUGCUUUAGAAGAGUUGCUUCCACCAAGAGGCACUCCAAAUUUCAAAUACAGUGCAGAAGAUUGCGAUCAAACCGAGCGUGAAAUUUCCUCAAAACUUAAUCAAAUGGUCAAAGACCGCUCAGCUUCUCGUGAAAUUAUUUCGUGGAUUGAAGAACAUGUGCUACCAGAACACGGAUUUGAUGUUACACUCAGAGUGGUUGCUCAAACCUUCCUGAAUAUUGGUUCUAAGAGCUUUACUCAUUUGAUUACUGUGUUGGAGAGGUAUGGUCAAGUCUUUGCUAAAAUCUGUCCAGAUCAGGACAGGCAAAUCAUGUUGAUUUCUGAAGUUGAUUCUCUCUGGAAGAACAAUGCUCAAAUGGCUGCGAUAACUAUCGAUAGAAUGAUGGGCUAUCGCCUCGUGUCUAAUGUGGCUAUAGUGAAAUGGGUUUUCUCAACAUCAAAUUCUGAUCAGUUUCAUGUUUCUGAUCGCCCAUGGGAGAUACUGAAAAAUGCUGUUACUAAGACAUUCAAUCGCUUGACUGAUCUAAGAAAGGAGAUUUUGUCCCUCAAGACGAGUGCUGCUUUAGCUACAGAAGCUGCAGUGAAAGCCCAAGCUGAGCUGGAGGAUGCACAGUCAAAGCUAACUCUAACUCUUGUAGAUGGUGAACCUGUCCUUGCUGAAAACCCUGUUAAAAUGAAGCGCUUGAAGUCAAGUGCUGAGAGAACGAAAGAGGCGGAAACUUCUGCACGUGAAUCAUUAGAAGCCAAACAGGCAGUUUUUUCACAAGUUAUUAAUGAGAUUGAGGAAUUAUUUCUAUUCUUGUACAAAAGCUUCUGUAAUGUGUUGGCUGAACCGCUUCGAGAAACAGAUGGAUCCUUGCACCAAUCUAGCAAGGCAGCAGAUGAGAUGGUUGUUGACCAGGAAGAUGCUCCAACAAUGGAGUUGGACAAAGAGGGUGAAAAAUCCGAGAAAAGUCAACCCAACGGGGACAGGACCACAAAUGGUUAUAAUGUUGGUGAAAAGGAACAGUGGUGUUUAACCACCCUGGGUUAUGUCAAGGCCUUUUCACGUCAAUAUGCUUCAGUGAUAUGGCCUCUAGUUGAGAGAUUAAAUGCGGAGAUAUUAACAGAGGAUGUUCAUCCACUUUUUAGGAAAGCUGUAUACACUGGCCUGGGCCAACCCAUUGACACUUAUGCUCAAAUUGAUGUAGAAAAGGAAAAGGAUUGCUUUCGAAGGUUCAUUUUAAAGAAUCAUCAGAAUAUGUUGCAUCCAAAUAUUUAUUGAAAUGUGAAAUCUGAUGCUCCGGCCAAAGAACAUGAAGUCUCUGCAUAUAUCUCAAGGUGAUCCUUCUAAACGGAUAUAAUCAUACGUGACUUCUGUAUACUCACGAUUAGUUGUUAUAGUUAGGUAUACUGUGUUUUGCCCUCUUAGAAGCAAUCGUCCACCUACAUCAAUACUAUAAAUAUGGUAUAUCCCGUGAUCGCCAUAUCUUGCUACUGCAUUGUCUUUCCCUUUGGUUACAGCAGUGAAAUGCGGCACAGAUUUUGGAUCGUUAAAACGAACCUUCAAUAACAUAUGCAUAAAUGAAUAGCUAUUAGCAUAUGAUGGAAAUGCUGUGGUAAAAGUUGUACUUUAUUUUGACUUGAGAAUUAUAACAAUGGAGAUUUGCUUGUUACCUCUAUGUCUGCAUGAUUUGCGGAAGCAAG